UUGCGAGGGUUUGUGAGGAGCAGCAUCGAAAGGAGAUCCCUGGGCUCUCCAUCCUCUUCUGAAUCAUUCAAAAAGCAUCAUGUUGUUAGUUGCAGUAGGUUUUAUCCUCAUCCUCCUCAUCGUUUUCCUCAUCGUCAUUGUUGUCUACAUGCAGACUACCUGAUGGGGAAAACUUCGGAAGAAAAGAGUGAAAACGGGAAAAAGUCCAAGAAGGGACCGAGGAGGAGGAAGAGUAAAGUUUGAAGAGUUUGUUGUUUUUUUUUCUCCUCUUGGAUACGCCAUCAAUCUUUUUUCCUCCUUUAUUUCACCUCCUUCCUUCUUAUCUGUCGCUUUCCGGGAUCUUCUUCAAAGUGAAAGCUUCUCCAGCUGCCAAUACAACUCCUGUAACCUCUUCAGUAGUGUCUUUAGAAGAAGAUGCAACAAAGUGUGACCGCAUGUUUGUAAGCAACUCAGAUGGUUUGAAAAAUGGCACAUUCAGCGCUCCAUACAUAUUAAACCAGCAAAAUUACUCUCGACAGUGCAUUUACACUUUCAUUGCCACAGAAGACGAACGUGUUCAAAUUACUUUCACCCAUUUUGGACUGAGAGGAGCUAAACCACAGUGUAAUCAUGAAUACAUCGACUUAUAUAUGGAAAUUGAGGAUCCCUCUGUGGAGCUUAUACGUACACCCUUUGGAGGAAGGAUAUGCGGGAAAAACAUCCCCGUAUCUCGAAUAUCUAUGUAUGAAACGCUUGUUCUUGCCUUCUAUACUGACAGGACGCGUGUGACACCAGAUCUUUUCGGUGGCACUUACGAAUUUAUAGAUGCAGCCCAGUAUUUGAUGGGUACCCCAACACCAAAUACAGUAUGCAGUUAUAAAGUGUAUAGCGAUAGAAAAAGAGAAGGAGAGAUGAUGUCACCCACCUACCCUGGGGUCUACCCUAAAAAUCUUCGUUGCAGCUAUAAUUUUUAUGGAAAGAGAGGUCAAAGAGUGAGGCUUGAGUUUAUGGAUUUUGAUUUGUUGUAUGGAGGACCACAUUGCCCGUUUGACUUUGUGAAGAUCUACGAUGGCGAAUCUGAAGAAUACCCACUCAUAAACACAUAUUGUGGCCAACAAAGAAAUUUAGUUGUUUUUUCAUCUUCAGAAAAUCUAUUUGUUAAAUUUGUUACUUUGCAAAGAAACGCAGACACAUCUAAUCGUGGUUUCAAAGCAGCUUUUGAGUUUAGUGAACGUUACGUUAGUUUAGAUUUUAUUAGCAAAACGGAUGGAGAGCAUAUUAGAGGCACGCAAUGUGAUCAAAAAAUCCUAAGUAAAGGAGGGUCAAAUGGCUCAGUAUUUUCACCAAAUUAUCCAUAUCCUUAUCUUUCGAAUGUUGUUUGUCGGUACUAUGUUUACGGAAUGCAAGAUCCUCAAAGACUAGAGAGAGUCAAAUUGAAAUUUGAAAAAUUUGAAAUACCUGCGAUUAAUAAUACUUGCACGGAUGGUUUUCUAAGAAUCUACCUUCAAGGUCAAGAAGAGAGGUACGAGUUGGAAGCAUUUGAUCACAACUUAUGCGGUGCAAAUCCUCCACCGAGCUUAAAAUCUGAGGGACCACGAUUAGUCAUGAUUUUUAAAAGUGGAACAACCCAGGGACAGGGAUUUAAAGCUCGGUACAAAUUUGAAGCAGAUUACCAAGUGCCUGGAACUGCAUCUCCGAAUGGGACGUGCCAGUUCUAUUAUCGUAGUGAAAGCCAAAAGGAUGGCGAUUUCAACUCUCCUCAUUAUCCGGCUAAUUAUCCAUCUCUAGUGCAUUGCGAAUAUUAUUUUCUUGGACUCGAAGGAGAGCAAGUUAACUUAGUUUUUAAUUAUUUCAAGACAAAAAUGGACAUCGAAGCUUACGGUUAUAAUGAAAUUUGCCAAGAAGAUUGGAUCGAAAUAUAUGAAAUCUAUCCCAGCGGCAGAGAACGAAAACUAGGACGUUAUUGCGGUAGGACAGCUCCUGGUCCUAUAAUGUCCGAAUUAGGUGUGGACACCAUGAAGGUCAUCUUACAUACCGAUGAAAAGAACGUGGCAUCGGGAUUCACGGCCACCUACGAAUUUUUCGCGGCGGACACGCGAUACGUCGAUUGCGGUCGUAAUAUAUCCGAUCUUCACGAGGGAGUCCUGAUGAGUCCUGGUUAUCCUGGUUCUUAUCUGCCGAGUCUUCAAGUAUGCAAUUGGUUCAUAACCGUCCGAACACACCAUAGAAUCCUUCUUUCAUUUGUUUCUUUUCUCAUUGAAGGAGAUCCCGAACGUCGCGGAUGUCCCGGUGCUGUUAUAAGAAUAUAUCCUGAACUUGGUGAACCCCCAAUGGAACUUUGUGGAGAAUCCCUUGCAAAUCACACAAGAGAAAUUCUAUCAUCCUCCAACAUUAUGAAAAUAUCAUUUGUAACUGCAGAUAAAGCAGUGGGAGCAAAGGGAUUCCAGGCAACGUGGACUGAGGUUAAAGAAGGCUCUAAAUGUGAUCAAUUCCAAUGUAGCCUGAGUAGAUAUUGCAUUUCAGAAAGUGCCAAAUGCAAUGGACUUCCCAACUGCGGCCUCGACGACACAUCCGACGAGGAAGAAUGUCUUACAAUACAUGGUUUAGACAUUCACCUCGUCGUGGGGUUUUCGUUUGGAGGCGCCAUCAUAGCUGUAAUCACUAUGUGUGCCAUAUUCCACCGAAAGUGCAAGCGACGGCGGACACCUUCGGCGAGUCAGCACCUUAGAAAUCAGCCAAAAAUGGCCACUACUCCGCACAUUGCAAUACAGGACCACGUGUAAGACAGCCAUUAAUUACGACGCCAUCUUAAUUACUUUCCCUGGCAUGUCACGGGGAAUCCUUAUGGGCAGCUAUUAGGAAGAUGAGCUCUUUUCAGUGUCAAGUAUUUUCACCAAUUCCGAUAAGCACUACAUAGAUUUUUAAAUAAUCUCCAUUAGAACACAAUGCAUUUGGAAACACAUUUCAUUGUAUCUUGCACUAAAUAUUAAACCAUAUUUUAUUUUA
This is a messenger RNA of Parasteatoda tepidariorum (common house spider), 2985 nucleotides long. RefSeq names its product cubilin-like. The record is from RefSeq and is a predicted model, not a curated record. NCBI's taxonomy places the organism in Eukaryota, Metazoa, Arthropoda, Arachnida, Araneae, Theridiidae. Gene Ontology annotation, molecular function: protein binding. Gene Ontology annotation, cellular component: plasma membrane.